AUGGUCAGGUCAACACAGAUUGCCAGAAUUGAUGGCUUGAUGCUGGCGGCAUCCGUGGAUGAUGAGCAGGCUGAAGUGGAGCUCUCUGAGAUCAAGUCUCAGGCGAAGAUGAUCUUUCGCCGAUUGAAUCGCAAUUCGGCGCCGCAAGCCAGUAUUGAAUCCGGUCAAUUUAAUCUACACUAUCUUAUCAAGGAUGAUAUCUGCUUCCUUUGCAUAUGCGAUCACUCCUAUCCGCGCAAGCUUGCGUUCACCUAUCUGGCCGAUCUCGCAACCGAGUUCACUACCACAUAUUCCCCGACACAAUAUCAAUCCCCGACUCUGCGCCCAUACGCCUUUGUGGAAUUCGACACCUUCAUCCAGCGCACCAAGAAGCUCUACCAGGAUAGUCGCGCGUCGCAAAAUCUCGACCGUCUGAACGAUGAGCUCCGGGACGUGACAAAGGUGAUGACCAAGAACAUCGAGGACCUUCUAUACAGAGGCGAUAGCUUGGAGAGAAUGGGUGAAUUGUCGGGCCGUCUACGAGAAGACAGCAAGAAGUACAGGAAGGCCGCGGUACGGAUCAACUGGGAGUUGUUGGUCAAGCAGUAUGGUCCUGUCGCGGGUGUUGGGUUUAUCUUUCUUUUCCUCAUUUGGUGGCGCUUCUUUUAA
This is a messenger RNA of Aspergillus tubingensis, 648 nucleotides long. RefSeq names its product SNAP receptor SEC22. The record is from RefSeq and is a predicted model, not a curated record. Lineage: Eukaryota; Fungi; Ascomycota; Eurotiomycetes; Eurotiales; Aspergillaceae. The coding region runs from base 1 to 648 and encodes 215 amino acids. Gene Ontology annotation, molecular function: SNAP receptor activity. The transcript is spliced from 5 exons. Gene Ontology annotation, biological process: vesicle fusion with Golgi apparatus; retrograde vesicle-mediated transport, Golgi to endoplasmic reticulum; endoplasmic reticulum to Golgi vesicle-mediated transport. Gene Ontology annotation, cellular component: SNARE complex; endoplasmic reticulum membrane; Golgi membrane.